AUGGGUUCCUCUCACAAUGGCGCCCUUGGAGAUACCUUCAAAGUUGUUCGAAUUCUUCAAGUGGUCUGCUUGAUCUCAAUUAUCGGUAUGACCGCCAACUUCAUCUCCGACAUGGUCAAGAGCCACGUUUCGCCACCGGAAGUGAUUGUUGGCACUAUCAGCGUGACAUGCAUUGCUACCCUUUUUUGCGUAGUUACCUUCAUUCUCUACCUGGAUGGGAUCCUCCCCUUUCUCGUUUCCGCGGGCAUGGACGGUCUUCAUCUGAUCGCGGUGAUUGUGAUCGCAGUUGUUGUCGGGAAGCCGCUGUCAUAUCUCGAUUGCAAGUUGAUAGGCAAAGUUUCUCCAUCAUCUGGAUUUGCUUUCACUUCCGCCUUGAUGGAAAAUUUGGACGAGGAUGGAAGUAAGCUGGGCUAUGCAAAUUGGGUCGGAGCAUCCAAGGCAUAUUGUCUUGAGAUGAAGUCUAUUUGGGGCCUUAGCAUUGCUCUAUGCAUCUUAUUUGCAUUAUCUGCAACCUGUACUUUGUUUUUAUGGCGCCAGUCGCAGGAGAAUGUGCCGAAGGAUAUCGAGAACUGA
Messenger RNA from Paracoccidioides brasiliensis Pb18, 573 nucleotides. RefSeq lists its product as uncharacterized. Bases 1 to 573 code for a protein of 190 amino acids. The transcript has 3 exons. The record is from RefSeq and is a predicted model, not a curated record.